AUGGAUGAGACGUCAACGACACGAUUUCCCCGCAUCCGUCGAGCAUCCGAUGCGCCGGACGAUGGCCGAGCACCCAAACGGCUGAAAGAGGAUCCCAUUCGGCCGCGGGUCAACAGAGCAUGCGAUCGCUGCAAGUCGCGCAAAACGCGAUGUUCGGGGACUUGGCCUUGUGUCUUCUGCGCUCACCUUCAGCUUGACUGCCAGUUCACGGCGACGUAUCGACGAGGCCAACUUCUACCAGCAGUCGACAACGAAACUGCGGCCUCUGACUAUUCAAGAGACCUCGGCCGCUCUCCUUCGACCUCGGAACAGAGGAACGGAGCUGAUGGCAGCAAUCACCAAGACUCAAUCUCUAACGGAACCCGGGUGCAGUUUCACUCGCAAACAACUGCACUUUCAGGGUCGGCGCUGGAUUUGUCUCCUUCCGGGAUUCGAGCUGCUGAACCUCUUGAUGUCUUGAAUACCCAGUCCCAAGAGCUACAUCAACAUCAGCCCUCCACUCGCAACUCACCUGAGCCCUCUCAAACGGAUGAACAGGGCCACUAUGUGGGCCCGGCUUCUGGAGUCUCAUUUCUCUUGAGGAUCCAGAGGAAGCUGCAAGUCCAAUCUCCCGGUUACUUCAACUCUUCAGUAUUCAACUUUGGCGAUCGACCGUUACCUGGACAUGACUCCUCCUUCGCGAUCUUGCCACCAAAGACCAUAGCAGAGUCGAUGGUCAAGAGAUACUUCGCCUUCGCCGCAACCACGCACCGCUUUUUACAUCGUCCUUCUGUGGAAUCAUGGCUGGAAGAGCUGUACGACACUCACGGUGCUAUGCUCUACAAAGAGUGUGCUCGGAGUCGAACGGCAAUCCUCUUCAUGGUGUUUGCUCACUCCAACAAUUACCGAAGUCGCUUGUCUGUUGACGGCAAGGAUUCGACAUGUGAGUCAACUGAAGUUAGUGCUCGGUUCUUUGCCGUUGCAGAGCACCAAUUGUCGAUGGAGAAGGGCCAGAUAAGCUUGGCGCACGUGCAGGCACGCCUAGCCCAGUGCUUCUAUCUCUUAGCCCAGUCCCGACUUAAUCACUGUUGGACUCUAUUUGGCAUUACGGCCCACCUGGCUAUGGCUCUCGGAAUACACAGGAAGUCCAGGCUUGACGGCAAGUCAACGGAUCGCGCCAAUCAUAUCGAUUUGGAGUGCCGGAAAAGAACGUUCUGGUGUGCGUACAAUCUCAACACAUAUUUAAGCGCUGCUUUAGGUCGGCCUAUGACGUUCCAUGAUGAGGAUAUUGACCAGGAAUUACCCCUAUGUAUUGAUGACGAACAACUCCUCUUUGGCUUAUCGUCUAAGCCAAUUGUCUGCGGGCCAUCAGUAACUUCUGGUAGUGUGGCUCAAAUAAGGUUAUCUCGAAUCCUUGCACAAAUUCUCCGGGCUUUUUACGGAAUACGUUCUCCAUCUACCGAGGAGCACUUUGCAUUAGCCGAGAAGUUCAGCAAAGAGUUAACUGAAUGGCGAGAUCACAUAUCCUACCUUCUGGAUGCCGGCGGCAGCUCCGCCAUUUUUGUCAAGUUGGUUCUUCGUCAACGGGAUGUUCUCAAGCUUGCGUACUGGCAUGCCCAAAUUCUUGUCUAUCGACCGUUUCUGUUGAAGACAUUCUCUGCUGUGGACACCAAUGACGAAAGCUUUCUAUCAACUAAACAACAGCAAACCCAACAAAACAUCAAAAGUUGCAUUGAUGCGGCGAUGAGUAUUGCUGAGCACAUUGACACCAUUGACUCUGCCGGGGAAUUCUACAGCACUUUGUUCUUCAUUCCAUACUACGGCUUCAGUGCUGUAGUAAUUCUCUACGUAUACGCGAUCCAACAACGAGCAGAGGCGCCUGAGAAGUAUUCUCUUUGCUUUCAGCUGGCUUCGAAAUGCCAUUCCCUGUAUGAGAGAAACUCAGUGAAGGGUACCUUGACGCAACGCUAUGGGGUUGUUUUACAAGAACUGCGCCUCGAAGUUCUCCGGAACAACAACUACCUGGCUUCUACUUCACCCAUCCAGGCUGGUGGAGACUCCGUGCCCAGCGAAAUGAUGACAGCAAGAGAUUCUUCAACAGCAACUGCGAUGUACAACGUAAGAGCGAAAAGCCAAUUUGACGACCUGCACACCGGCUCAAAGGCUGCAACAUCUCAGAUAGUAAACACCACCGAGGACCAACUAGUCAAUGGCAAUGCUGGCCAUGUAACUUCAGUUGACGCUUUAAACACCGAACUCUUUCAAAUCAGCGAUUGGGGCCAAUUUGACUCUUUGGUUACGGGCGGCAUCGGAAGCUUGGACGCCUUUGUCCUCGGUGAGCCUAAUGAGACCUGGGAAAAUAUCAACACUUCAGACUUCAACACCUGA
This is a messenger RNA of Colletotrichum siamense, 2367 nucleotides long. RefSeq names its product putative transcriptional regulatory protein. The transcript is spliced from 5 exons. Gene Ontology annotation, molecular function: sequence-specific DNA binding; zinc ion binding; DNA-binding transcription factor activity, RNA polymerase II-specific. NCBI's taxonomy places the organism in Eukaryota, Fungi, Ascomycota, Sordariomycetes, Glomerellales, Glomerellaceae. Gene Ontology annotation, cellular component: nucleus. The coding region runs from base 1 to 2367 and encodes 788 amino acids. Gene Ontology annotation, biological process: positive regulation of transcription by RNA polymerase II; DNA-templated transcription. The record is from RefSeq and is a predicted model, not a curated record.